Messenger RNA from Penicillium manginii, 684 nucleotides. RefSeq lists its product as uncharacterized. Lineage: Eukaryota; Fungi; Ascomycota; Eurotiomycetes; Eurotiales; Aspergillaceae. Bases 1 to 684 code for a protein of 227 amino acids. The transcript has 2 exons. The record is from RefSeq and is a predicted model, not a curated record.
AUGUCGAGUUCGACUUCGACCAGCUCAAAGGGCAGCACCACCCCAGCUGCAAGUGCAAAAUCUCCUGCUGAAGCACAGAAGCACAGCACCCCCGCUACGUCAGAUAUGUCUGACGCAGACGAGGAUAUGGACUCGGACUCAGAAAUGGACUAUCCAGGCGGCAUCUACAACGAGACUGAUGAUGAGGACGACGGCUACAACCACCCCGUCAUAAACGACACCAUUCGAGCGAUCACCGCGUUUCUGAAAACCGACGUGCGGAAGUAUCCUGGCGUCGACCUGAAGAUCAAGCCCCUCCGCGCCGUCCCCUACGGCUACACCGACAGCGAGCAAUUCGACAUCUGGCAUACGGGAAUAGAGGUGCUUCUCCAGUUUUACCAGGUUUGGCCGGUUGUCAGCUAUGAGGUGGUGCGACUCCCUGCCAAGGGGAAGACUUGUCAUCAUAUCCGGGAAGCCUACCCCGACCUGCCCAAGUGGCGUGUGCAUGAGGGGCGCAUGCUCAGCGUCGCGACUGCUUUGAUAUUCGCGAAUCUCGAUGAUGAGGUCCGGGCUAAUCGGAGUGUGCGGCGUGUGAUAAGCAAUAUCAUGGGCCGGGAACCUGAAAUGUUGAUGUAUACUCUGAUAGAUGAGUUUGGCCCUAAUAUGGACGAUGAUGAAUCUAGUGUCAAGCCCGUCUUCGAGUGA